AAUUAAAUUAUUUAUAUAAAGGCAAUUGCAGUAGAUGUACAUGAAAAAAAGAUUAUUUAGCUCCACGGUUAUAACUGUUCGUUUUUUCAAAAAUUCCAAAAGUACCCCUACUCCACUUCAGCUCCCUCUGACACACCUAUGCUACGCUAUAUCUGGCAGAGGUCAUGAUUAUGUUAUACCACUCUACAGCACGCUAAUAAACUCAUUUCCCCUAAAAAAUAAACGUUUUUCUCCAUUAUUACCUUACCACUAUUCAAUCUCCUUCUUCAUUUUAUUUUUCGGAGUAUACGCAAACUGUCUUUUGCAAUUGUGGAGGGUGAUAAUUUUAGAGAUGGUUUCUGCUCGGCUUGUUGAUCAUCCGGAUUCACCAGAAGAACAACAGAUGCGGCCAAUUCCAAAGAUGAUGUUUGCAGCUGGCGAGGAACCCGUAGGUGUUCGUGUUCUUACUUAUCAAUCGUCGAGCGUUUUAAAACGUAUUUUUAAUGCGUUAGAGGAAGAUGAAGUUGAAAUUAUUAGGCAAUCUUCUUUUGGUAGAUUGAUCGAGAUUGCAGACAAACCGGUAUUUUCGGGUAGAUUCGCAAGGUAUUUGUUAUCAAGGCAGCUCAAAACGAAGAAGAAACAUGAGGCCUGGUUUAGAUUUUCCGGAAAACCGGUUCGGUUCUCCCUUCGAGAAUUUGCAAUUGUGACGGGAUUACCAUGCGAUAAUUUUCCGCGGAAGUCGAAGAUGAAGCUUAAGAAAACUAUAUCGGAGAAACCCUAUUGGCCAACUUUGUUUGGAAAAGUUGAGGUGGUUACCGUCUCUUCUUUGAUCAAGAUGCUGUACCGGAAAACUGUAAAGGAUAAGGAAAUCCGGAUUAAAUAUGCAUGUUUGGCUCUUCUCGAAUCGGUCCUUCUUCCUACAAGCCUCAACAUGAAGAUAUCUAGAGAGCAUGCGGAAGCUAUUGAAGAUCUUGGGGAAUUUUUUGCGUUCCCGUGGGGGAGGCUUUCUUUUGACCUGCUUAUGGGUAGUAUUAAAGAGAGAGAUGAGAUUGGUCUGUCUCAAAAUACGAUUGCGGUUAAAGGAUUUGUACUCGGUCUACAGCUAGUGUUGGUUGAAGCUGUACCUGCCUUGACAGAGGUGGUGGAUGAUACGGGUUCUUCAUCUGAAUCAGAUGUCGAAGAUCUCGAUGGAGUUGGCCGUGAUAUUUUCCGGAAGAAACACACUUUGAACCCUGCUCACGCGCGAAGUGUAGACAAGAGAACUGAUGUUAUUGUUCAUAGCAUCCUUGAUGACGAUCCUUUACAACCUCUUGAUGCUGGAAACUUAGCUUAUUCAGACGAAGAGCAAGAUUCGAGAGUCGAGAACCUGGUUGAAGGCAUAAAGGGUAAUAUAAAUUAUAAUUACUCUUCUUUCGAAGGUGGGAUGAGACAGAUUGAUGUGGAGUAUAUGCGACAGUUUUGUAAAGGAUCGUCGAAGUCAAAGAAAGCAAAUAAUUUGCAGAAUAAUGUUGAACGCAAUGAUCCUUCUUAUGUUGCGGCAACUGUGAUAGAGAAAAUGAAACCUCGGUUGGAUUUAUUGGAGAAAAACCAAAAUGUCGCAUCUUCUACGCUGGUUGAGAUGGAGGGGAGAGUUGUUAGACAAGUGGAGUCCGUGCUGGUAAAGUUUAAGGAGGACAUGAUUAACAGUGUUAAGGAUAUGGUUUCUGGAUUGUGCAAAGAUUACUUAGCUGCCCACGUUGCGCCCCAAUAUGUUUCCCCACCAGUUCGUAAUGACGUUUCAGGCACAUCAAACCAUACGACUCCGGUGGCUGAUCAUAAUGAAGUAACUAUCCGAAAUGUUUUACGCAAUCUUAGUGACUACUCUACUCCGCCACGGUCGACUCGGAUGAGUCAGGAUGAGAACCGGACUCCAACAAUGAAGGAUAAUAAUGGAUCCGGAUAUGAGUGUGUUACUCUGGUACCGCCGAACGGAGCCCAGUCAGCCAAUAGCGAGAGUCGUGCAAGGCAAAGUUCGUUUCAACAACGAUUGGUAAGAUUGUUUAAAUUUACUUAUAGAUUUCUCAUAUUCUUACAAUUUCAUACUUUUCUAUAUUACUUAGUUUUCCUGUUUAUUAUUAAGGAGUUACAUAAAAGGAAAACACAUAAUGUAGAGGAGGAACCUUCAUUCUCGCUUGGUCUUACUCAAGAAGAACAGAGUGUGGGUAUAGUUAAUGUUUCGGUAGGCGAGGAUGAAUUCGCAGAUCUUGUGCCUCCUAUACAUGUAGCUGACAACAUAGAAGAAAGGCAAUUAUGUCGCAAGAGCAAGAGGCAGAAGACGGUUCCGUCAGGGCUUCUUGAAACAUACCAGUGUGGUCCUCAUUUACUGUCACGGUUGAGAGAAUAUCGGAAGUUCAUUUUCUUAUUGGAUGAUAUGUCUGCUAUGGAAAGGAAGUUCGAAAAACUGUCAUCAGACGUAAAGAGGAAUUCGUAAGUAUUUUAAUUUUUUUAAACAAAAUAUAGCAGUUAUCUGGCAUUGCAACAACUGGUUAUCGUUUUACCAUACUACUACAUCGUUGUAUCAGCGUUGUCAAUGUUUCGGGAAUAGUUGUAUCAGUGAAGGAAAUCCUUUACAUUGUUGAAAAAAGACGUAUUUAUUCGGCUAAGGUGAGUUGAACUUAAUAGAAUUUAAAUGAUAUGAUUUAAAUAUAGUUUGUUUCUCAUUAGAUAUAUAUAUUGUUACAGAUUGUUGAUAUUCUUAUCAGAGUUAUACGUAGUGGCUUCCUUAGUCAGAUUCUUCCCCAUGGUUCACGCAGUGGUGAAUUUCUUGAAACCAAAAUUGUCUCCGCAAUUAUUAGGAACUUUCACAAGUUUCGUAAGAGUACUAAUAAAGAGGAGUACAAUUUCCCCACAUUAUUGACGGAUGUUUUUCCCAGAAAUGGAGAUCCAAAGCACCACCCUAGAAGGUACUACUUUCCAUUCAAUGUCGACAAUAAACAUUGGGUUGGUAUUUGCUUUGAUGCUGGCUGUGGCCACAUCACAAUUCUUGACUGUGCUACGUCUCUGCAUAAUGAUGCUUCAAUGGAGAAAUAUCUAACUCCUCUGGUCCAGAUGUUACCCUAUCUAGCUCGAUAUACAUGUCAAGAUGUAGGAGAAGAUCCUGUGAUCCAGUGUUUUGAUGUGUCGAGGCCAAAAUCAGUCCCCCAAAUAUCAAAAACAUCGGAUUCUCGCUUAAUGUCUCUAAUCUUAAUGGCGACCCAUGCUGUUUAUGGCAUAGAAGCGUGCAAGAGUAUUAGAAGUGACGUUCUAACGGAUGAAGGAAAAAGGGCUGCGAUAUUGGCGUACGAGUUCAAGGAGAAGCUCUAGAUCAUGGAUUGUUGUUGUUAUUAGACUAAUUUUAUGUUUCUCUAAGUUUGGAAUUGUCUUUAAAUUCACCUUCAGUUGUAAGAGUCUACUUCAACUUUAAAAAGUCUACGUACCGGCUUAGAGUACAAUAUCGCUCAUUUGAGUUCAUUUGUAGUUUCUCUACUCUCUCAGUGUUUAUUUGCAUUUCUAUGUUGUGAUGGAAUGUUUGUUUUCUAAGAACACCUUUUAUUAGGUAGCCCCCUUUUAUGUUUGAAUCUCCUAUUAUUAACCUCCGCAUUGUCAUUUUUACACACAUUUUUCUACUUAAAAUGUUAAACUUUGUGUUAGGAUAAUUUCCUAUGCUGGUCUUACUAUAAUUACCGGUCUUCUCCCUUAUACACUAACGGCUGCUUAACUAUAUGUGUUAAUGUAGUGUAAUCACCACAUUAACACUUACUUUGCAAAAACGGUUUUAUAUAAAUUUAAGCGAGAAAAUCGGAGGCUGGAGAUGAUACGUCUCUUCAAGUCAGGCACGCGUAUGGGUAAGAGCUUGGCAUUUGCUAACUGUUGUAGCACAUCAUGUCGGGUAACUGAUUUCUCGAAUCUCAUCAUCAUACCUAUAUUAUACCAUAGACCAAUAUUUAUUUUCGAAACGAUAGGGUUCUCUUGAUCUUAUCUUCUAUUUGCUUGCUUUUGGGGUCUAUAAAUUGGUUGAAAUGUUAUGACCAUACAUCAUUGCAAAUUCCUUACAUUACGAUAAGCUGAACAAAUCAAAGAAGGUACGAAAAUAAGUUUUUCCUUAUGUUGUAGUACAUAUCCAAUACUAAUUGAACAUAUUUUCAUUAGAUGUCCACGGUAUUACCUGUGCGUUUAUUCCACGGGGCUUGGCGCCGUAAUGAUGAUGGGUAUUGGAUUUUCCAGAGGAGGCCAAGUGACCUUGGCUUGACGGUGUUAAUCAAGCCGACAUAGACGUUUGAAGGUUUAGAGAGUAUCAUCCGUGACCAUUAUAAUUUAAAACCGGAUACUCCCUUCACAGUAGUUUAUCACCCACCAGAAUGGCUUCUCGAACCUGAGGGAACUAGAACGCCUCCCACACCGAUAACUACAACUUCGGAAGUGGAAGCAAUGAUGAGUCUUCGUUCUUGGUAUGCCGCACUGACGCUGUGCGUCUCAUCCGGUCCUGAAGAUGUUGCACAUUACCAGUUUCUGAGCAACACAACUUUCUCCGUGGGCGGAGCAACAUUUGUGUUCAGUGGUUAGACUUUAUAUUAAAUGAGUUAGUUAUUUCACAUUCACUAUUAUAUUUUAAACACAUUAAAAUCUGGUUGCAGGCCUAACUGAAAGCGAACUUGUUUCAAGUAAGGAGGUUCUAGAGGACAUAUUUAACGAGCAAGAGCUAGUAGGAAUCUACAGAGCCCAUCUUGAAAUUGAAAAGUAUAAACAGGAUCGUGGAAAUGGUGCAUCUGGCAGUGGUUCCGAUGCUCGUUUUGGAAACGAAGGUUCGCUUGAAUACUAAUUAUACCUGACUUUUAAGUUAUAUUAUAUGAAUUGUAGAUAACAUAUCUAUAUUUUUUAACUUAGAAUCUGGUUCUCCUACAUCUGGAUCCGCUCCGUGAAAUCCUCUGCUUCAACCAUGUUCGUCUAUUUCUCCAACAAUAAGGCACUGAGUGUCCUCUUAAAGUUCUAAUGACUUCUCCUCUAAGCUAUGUUAUCUGAAUAAAUGUACUCUGUUGUAUAAUUAUCUGCAUGGUCGGAUAAAAAUGUUGGAUGUUUAUGUUCAUUAUGUAUUAUGUGAUGCUUGUACUUGGCAACCCAUAAUUUCUAUGUUUAUGUGGAAUGAAUCGUUUAUAUUUUUAAUAUUAUGUCAUUCUAUUGGCUAGUUACAUAAAUGUAAACACACAGUAGGAAUUGUAGUUUCCAGUUAUUACAACUUCGCUUUAGUAGAGAGGUUUUAAAUGAAAUUACGAUUACACUAAAAAAAUGGAUUGGACAUCAAACACGUUAUUGUAGGUUGACAUCUCAAAUGAGUUGUCUAUUGAGGGGAAGGUCCAAAAUUAGAUGACCUAAGGUAAUCUUUGUUCGAGAGGUAUGAAUGAUAUUAAUAUGUCAUUUUCCCUAUUUAAGGCGGUUUGUUUUACAUGAUACUUUGCGUUCUUUAUUCUUUAGAUUGAAUGUCUAAAUUUGUGUGGUUUUUUGUAUAAAGGAACAUGAGUAACAUUGUUUUUAACAUUUCCCAUAUGGUGAACUAUUGCUCCGUAACUACUUCAGGAUUUAUCAAACCUUCUCUGACUUUUGAGUAGAUAUCUGGAUUUAUCUCUGCUUUGUUGCGUGAUAAUGUUUUCCUUAAUUGUAUAUAACGAAUUUAUUUGGCUACGUAUAUGUCCUCCAUGUUUAAGCAUUGUGAGCUAUUUGGCCAAUUAAGGGCAAUAACUUCUUCACGAAGCUCACAAAAUACUAAAUAUUUCGUGUACAACCUUAGAUAACGGAAUUGGCUUCUUAUUUAUAUCACAUUCUCGGAAAAUAGUACAACCUACCUCAGUCCUAACAUGGAUAAAAUAUUUUACAUUCACAUGUUACAGUUUUAUUUUUCUUUCACAUUCCACCAUGCAUAUCAAACACCUUCAUCAUCCGUGAAGAGCCUCCUCCGAGUUCAUAUAAAUUUUUUAUAUCGGAACUUUGCAUGUUGCUUUGUUAUGUCCCUUUCCUUUGCAACGGCUACAUAGAUGUCUUCUUCUUGGGGUUUUCAUCUGUGGAAAGGAAAUGGGUUGUUAACUAUAACAUGGUGUUUUAACGAACUUAUAUAUAUAUAGAUAUUUUUUACCCGCAUUUCUCCGGUAGACAAUAUCCUGCUCUUUCGAGGUCUACCCGGAGGACGUCUACUUGCGGGGGGGAAUAUUAGUAAUGGUUCCUGUUGACCAUCUACGGUUAUUCCGCAGUUAUUGACAUCGUCCGUUAUGGGUACUAUGUCUUCUGCAUAUCCAGCAGCUAGCGUUUUCAAAGUGUAAAACUCAGAUACUAGAGAUUCAAUAGUAACUUUAUCUUUGAUUGCUGCCGCAAUUGCAUGGUGGCAAGGUAUGAGUAGCAUCUGGAAUGAGUAACAGCUACAAGUUUUUUUGACUAGGUUAAUGUGGAAUGAUGAACCAUUCAUCUCUUUAACCUCGUACUCAUCAUUGUUAAUCCGGCUUACUAUCAGGCCACCGCUUCUGUCAAAGUUGGUUUCGAUAAUAUCUUUCACCCGUGGAGUUAAUCUCCCAUUUCCCUCCAAUGUAACAUUACGUCGUUCUGCGUACCAAUCCAUCAGUUUCGAUCUUAUAAACUCCACCAACGCCACGAUUGGAUACUCUCUCGCUUCUCGGAGAACUGAAUUCCAUGUUUCAGCGACGUUGCUUGUCAUUAUGUUGUAUCGAUUUCCAGAGAAAUGUGCUCGGGCCCAGUGCUCAAAACCAAUACUUGUAAGGUAUUCUGCGCAGGAACCAUUUAUGUUUUUGAUUUCGUUGAAAGCGUUGUAAAAUUCACCGAGUUGAAAUGCCCGUGCAGCUUUUCCGACCAAGUAGCUAAGGUGCUUGUUUUUGUAAUGUGUCGUGAUGUUGCGCUGCAGGUGUAAAAUGCAGGCGCAAUGCUUUGCUGCGGGAUAGACCUACACAUAUCGUCAUAUUUGAAUGAAUCAUAAAUAUGUUCUAUUCACAUUUCAAAAACCCUAAUAGCAGGAAGAUAUUCAGUUGCUUAUAAUUUUCAUAGGAAGAAUGUCUGUCUGAUACAAUUACAAGGUCGUUAUUGUUGGGGAUGAACUCCAAAAGAAUUUUAAAAAACCACUCCCAUGCGUUGUCGUUUUCACCAUCAACUAUGGCCACAGCUAUUGGAAAUACUUGGUAAUUGCCAUCUUGGGCUGAAGCCGAUAAUAAGCAACCCGCAUAUUUUCCACUAAGAUGAGCGCCAUCAAUGAUCAUAACGUUACGCAUUUGCUUGAAACCGGUAAUACAUGCACCUAGGGCAAGGAACAUGUAUUUGAAUCGAUGACCAACAUUAGCAUCGUGGACUGUAUGAAUUUCUGCAAUGGUGCCAGGAUUUGCUACAACGAGUUUUUGCAGGUACUCUGGAAGUAACUUGUAAGAGGUAUUGAACGACCCUUUUGCAUACUGGAGGGCAAAUUCGCGGGAACGCCAAGCUUUCCAAUACGAAAUUCUAAUAUUGUGAUCGCUCAGCAUGCCUUGAAUUAUUUCAUUUGGGCGCGGUCCGCAUCCCUUCCCUGCAAAUCUUGGCUUCAUCAACUCCCUAACGACAGAAUGUGUGGCUUGUUCUUCGUAACCUGCGUUUAGAGUUAACAUUACGUGAAAAAUAGAAAGGACUACAUAUCGUUAAUCCAAUAUUUUAUUUUUCCCAUUGAAAACAGAUCAUUCUCUCUAUCUCUACCCAAAUGUUACUUUAUCCAUUGACUUAAAUAAAUGUGCGUCUUGGUUUAAAGAAUAAGUUAUAACGUUAUUUGAAAUGCAAAUUUAUGGAAAAUAUAUGGGUCGUAUUAUAGAAUCAACGGCAUAUUUUUACCCAGCUUUAUAUUUUUCACAAACCCUCCAUUGUUUCAAUUAAUGUUUCUACCUGUUCGAUCGUCAACUGAACAUGAAUGUUCCAAUAUCAGUUUCCGAAUUUCGUACUUGUCCACGUUCUUCAUUUUAAUUGCAUACACUCUCCAGUUGCAUCUUAAACUUAUGCAGCGAAAAACCAUUCCAUCGGUCGAUGAACGAGAAUUUUUAAACCGGAAUUUAUGUCGCAAUGCGUACAAUGCCAUGUGUUGUUUGAAUUCCGCUCUACUAGAAAAUAUCUUUCCCUCAUACAGUUCACUUGAGUUGUUUGGCACGUUACCUACAAAUAUGUUUUCCCACGUUGAAUUAGUAGAAACCUAAAUACACUCUUAAUUUAACAUAUUUUACAUUAAUAUUUCAUAAUAUUAUUUGACAUUACAAGGUGCCGAUUACAUAUUAUGCAUCAUUAGAGUUUCAGAAAACACAACAAAAAACCAACUCCCCGCGGCCACAUAUUUCACAUCAAAAGGUAGUAUUUAUUUAUGUUACUUUCAUUUCAAACCAAGCCUUAGGUUUAAAAGAGGGGAUCAAACCCACUGAUUCCUGCUUCAGCUUCCGAAGACGCGUCAUCCAGACCACUGAUAGGAACUGCAGCAGUCGUUUUUUUUUUCCAAACCUAUUCCAAGGGUUAAAUCAAGGCAGGGUUCAGUAUUGGUUGGAGUCACAGGUGGAUCCGUGGCGACGACAACUUCAUCGGCGGAGGUUGUCUUCUCUUUUCCAACUGCUGCGGAAGAGUCACCUAUACAUAUUAUUAUAUGACCAUUAGGGGUAAUAUUUACCAUUAAAUUUGUCAACUACGUAAGGUUAGCAGUAAUGAAAUAUCACCUAUCAUGAGCGUUGAAACUGGUUCCACGUCAUCUUGUGUAGCAGGGUUUGUUACAUUGACGCUGUCGUUCACUCUGUCUGAAGAACCGGUGUAAGAACCCUCACUACCAUCGUUGAUGAUA
Messenger RNA from Brassica rapa (field mustard), 8824 nucleotides. RefSeq lists its product as uncharacterized. NCBI's taxonomy places the organism in Eukaryota, Viridiplantae, Streptophyta, Magnoliopsida, Brassicales, Brassicaceae. The record is from RefSeq and is a predicted model, not a curated record.